GGGCCCCGUCCUGCGUGAGCGGCUCCAGUCCAGCCCGGUGGCCGGAGGCGUCUAGCGGGACCGAGUCGCUGCGGCCCAUGGGGGGCCGAGCCCCAGCGCCCGGCACGGGGAGCAGCCUGAGCCCGAGCGCGGGGAGCGCACGGGCCGCGCCAUGGAGCCCGAGCCAGUGGAGGACUGUGUGCAGAACACGCUCUCAGCCCUGUACCCGCCCUUUGUGGCCACAGCACCCACACUGCUGGGGCAGGUGUUCGAGGUAGUGGAGCGGACGUACCGGGAGGAUGCCCUGCGCUACACCAUUGAGUUCCUCAUACCUGCCAAGCACAUCCUGGCACGCAUUCAACAGGAGGCCUGUGCCCAGUACAGCGGGUUUGUGUUCUGUCAUGAGGGCUGGCCGCUCUGUCUGCACGAGAAGGUGGUGGUGCAGUUCAGCUCCCUGCCCUGGCAGCAGCUGUGUCCUGGUGACUUCUACCUGCAGGUGGCCCCCUACCUGUGCCGUGCCCCCCGCCUGGUGCUCAAGUGCCUGUCGCCGGACGGGCGCAGCGUUCAGGAGCUGCCGGUGCUGCCUGACGCCUACCCCUUCCUCUUCACUGCUGAGUGGCUGAACGGCAUCAACAAAGACCGGCGGGCCGGGCGGCUGGAGCGUUGCCUGCUGGCAGCUGAAGAGCGGAUUCUGCGCCUGCCCUGGACCGAACUCAUCUGCCCGCAGUUUGUGCACCAGGGCAGCUUCAUGGUGGGGCGGCGUUGCCUGCCGGGCCCCAGCCCUGAGGUGCUGGGGGCUCGCAGCCCUGGGGACGGGCGCCACUCAGGCGGGGAGAGCCAGGAGGCAGAGGGCGGGGGCCUGGAGGGGGAGUACGUGCAGCUCCUGGAAAUCAGCCCGCCCCGGCACAACGCCCCCCCAACCCCAGUGUCCCCCAGUUCCCAGAGCCGUACCCUGCCUGCCCGCAAGGGCCAGGGCAAGGGCCGCAACCGGCGCCACCGUGCCUGGCUGCACCACAAGCCCAGCCGGGAGGAGACUCUACCCAGGAACCGGCCCCGCAGAACCUGGGAAGGGGGGCGGCCAGGGGCGGAUCCCGGCCAAGCAGGGCUCCUCCGGGGCUGGGACCUACAGAGGCCAUACGGGGAGACUGGAGGGCCAAGGGCCAGCCAGGGGGAUGGGCAGGAUCGGGGGGGCCCUGCACACAAAGUGGCAGCACAGAGUCGGGGCAAAGAGGGGCAUCUGCCUGGGGAGAGAUGGGGGGGAGGAGACACCGGGGAGAGGGUAGGGGAUCCCACCCUGGGGGAUGAGCAGCAGGGUGGGGACCCUCCGGAGGGACGGCGGGGAGGGGAUCCCAGCCUCAAGAAGGAGCAGCGGGGCGGGGACUCUGAGGUGAAGAAGCGAGAUGGGGUCCCUGGGGAGAGGCAGCAAGGAGGGGAUUGCAGCCUCGGGGAGGUGCAGCGGAGCAGGGACCCUGAGGAGAAGCAGCGAGAUGAAGUCCCUGGGGAGAGGCAGCAAGGAGGGGAUUGCAGCCUCGGGGAAGUACAGCGAAGCGGGGACCCUGAGGAGAAGCAGCGGGAUGGGGUCCCUGGGGAGAGGCAGCAAGGAGGGGAUUGCAGCCUCGGGGAGGUGCAGCGGAGCAGGGACCCUGAGGAGAAGCAGCGGGAUGGGGUCCCUGGGGAGAGGCAGCAAGGAGGGGAUUGCAGCCUCGGGGAAGUACAGCGAAGCGGGGACCCUGAGGAGAAGCAGCGGGAUGGGGUCCCUGGGGAGAGGCAGCAAGGAGGGGAUUGCAGCCUCGGGGAGGUACAGCGAAGCGGGGACCCUGAGGAGAAGCAGCGGGAUGGGGUCCCUGGGGAGAGGCAGCAAGGAGGGGCUUGCAGCCUCGGGGAGGUACAGCGGAGCGGGGACCCUGGCCCCCCAGCCAUCUCUCCCCAGCCCAGCACUGUGGCUGAGGUGCAGGGGCUCAGUGAGGGAGCGGGGCAGGCAGCAGGGACAGCUGCAUGGCCUAGCUCCAGGCAACGGGAACAGAGCCAAGGCCUUCCAAGGCUGAGCAGCUCCCAGCACAAGGCUCCCAGCCCGGACCUGAGGCCAGCCAGAGCAGAGCCACCAGGAGCCAGGACUAGCCCCCAGCAAGGAGCCGUUAAGGACUCUGCUCCAGGGCUGCCACACCGGGCUGCCAAGGGCAACCGCAGGAGGAGAAAGUGGGGGGGGAGAGGCUGCCCCACCAGUGUGGAAUGGAAGGAGCCUGGGUCUCCUGGGGCAGGGGUGGGGGAUGCCCCGGCUGGCACCAAAGAGGGGGGUAUCCCUGCUGGCACUGGACUCCCUGUUGUCCCCAUCCCAGGAGAGGGGGACAUCCCCUCAAGCACCAAAAAGGAGGGCAGCCCUUCUGGCACCAGACUGCCCAUUACCUCCACCCCAGGAGAGGGGGGUGUCCCCCCCAGCACUAAAGAAGGCAGCCCCUCUGGCACCAAACAGCCUGUUGCCACCACCCCAGGAGAAGGGGGUGUUCUCCCCAACAGCAUAGAGGGGGGCAAUGCCUCUGGCACCGGACUCUCCGUUGCCCCCACCCCAGGAGAGGGGGCCAUCCCCCCCAGCAGCACGGAGCCGGACAGCCCCUCUGGCACCAGACUCCCCAUUGCCCCCACCCCAGGAGAGGGGGCCAUCCCCCCCAGCCCAGAGGAAGAGACUUGUGCUGACUGCCCCGGGCAGGGGGCCCUCCCAGCCGCCCUGGCAGAGGCUGCAGUCCCCACCGGCGCAGAGGAACAGGCUGCCCCCGAAUCCCUGGAGAGGACGGAGGCUGUUGGUGCUGGUGCAGCCCCAUUUGUGGAGAGUGCUUUGCCCCUCACGGGGGGUGCAAGAACCAGCUGCCCCGUGGAAUCCCUGCCCCCCACCUCGGCCCCUGUGGGGCAAGAUGUAGAUUGGGAGCUUUUGCGCUCAGGCAUCUUCCAGCUGACAGGCGGAGUAGACCGGAUGGGAAGGGCCUUGCUGACUGUCACCCCCCAGCCCCCAGGGGAGCCGGCCCCAGCCCAGGGGGAGCUGAGCCAGGCCCUGCGGUACCUGCAUUCGCUGCUCAGGAAGGAGCAGCAGGAGCUGGGGCUGACGGGGCUGCUGGAUCUGCGGCAAGGAGGGGCUCUGCCCCUCCACCCCCCUGCACUGCUGCCAGCCCUGCAGGAGCUGCAGGAGGCUUCACCAGCUCCUGUGAGCCGCCUGCUGGUGCUGGCCCCGGAGGGCCGCGAGGAGCUGCCCCUCAUUCAGGAGGCACUCGUGCUCUCCCCAGACGACCUGCCCCAGUUCGUGGACCCAGAGCAGCUGCAGACGACUCUGGGCGGGACCCUGCAGCACUCGCAGACCCAGUGGGUGGAGAUGUGCCAGGCGCUGGAGCGGCUCUGCGGGCUCUGCCAGGGCGUGAUCCAGUCAGUGCAAGUGGCCAGUGCUGAGUUGGAGGCAUCGGAAUUGGCCGAGAGUGACGAGGCGCUCUCUGUGCGGAUCUCCGGGCACAAGGAUGCCAUGCAGAAGCUGCUGUCAGAUCCACGGCUGCUGGAGUUGCAGAGCAGCGGGGGGUCCCUGCUGGCUCGACUGCCCCCACCAGGAACCUGCAGUGCCCAGGCCGCGAGGGCUGCCAGCUUGUAUCAGGAGGUGGACGAUGCCAUUCAUAGGCUGGUGCAGCUCAGCAAUCGGCGCCUGGGACAGCUGGAGCAGGAGAGGGGCUGCCGGCAGCUGACACAGGCUGUGGGCUGGCUGGCUGACCGUGGGGAGCAGGCGCUGGCAGGUUUCACCCCCAUGGAGGUGGGGGAUUCAGUAGUGGCCGUGGAGGAGACGCUGGCGAAGUUUGAGGCUUUUCACACCCUCGCCAAGGAAUGGCUGGCCCGGGGGCACGAGGCUCUGCAUCUGGCUGGUGACAGGGACCUGGCAGCUGAGGGGCAGCAGCUGGAGAGCUUCGAGCGCCGGCUGGAGAGCUGUGCACACACCAUGCACAGUGCCCUGCGGCUGCACCGCUUCCUGCAGCAGGUGCCAGCCGCUCAGGCUCAGGACUGGGCCCUGGAGGGCGUCCGGCGCCUGUCGGCCAUUGAGGACAGCGCAGGGCCAGAGGUGGUGCUGGGGACGCUGGGCCAGUACUGCCAGCAGCAUGGCGAGAUCUCGGACAGCGCCUUCCAGGAGAUGCGUGGGCUGGCAGUGCAGAGUCCCUGGGCGCUGCGGGAGUUGGGGCGCUGCCGGGCUCGCUGCCAGGAGCUGGGGCGCCUCCUGCAGCGGCGGCUGGAGAUGGCAUUGCAGGCUGGACCCCAGCCCCGGCGCCGGGCUGACAGCACCAGCGCCUCCUGCUCACCGCAGCAUCCAACGAGGGGCCUGGGCACCGGCCUGGGCUCCUCCCGCAACAUGAGCUGCCUGCUGCCUCCACCCGGCAGCCUCUCCCCUGGCCUGUGUGAGGUGCCCUCUUGCCACUCACUAGCGUCCCCCAGGGGCCCCAUGGAGAACAGCGACGAAGAACGGAGCCCCCCUCCCACCAGCUCCUCCACCGCUGCCUUCUUCCAGGCACCCACGCUGCCUCUGGGCACACUGCCCCCCUGCCAGCAUCCUGCAAAGGGUCCCCCCAGCACGCAGAGGGCACUGAGCGAGCCCGGCCCUCCCCGCCCCAGCGUCCUCAUUCGCGGCCUGGAAGUGAGCAGCCAGGAGGUAGUGGACCGGACCUGCUCGCCCCGGGAGCACGUGAUGCUGGUUCGCAGCAGCGCCCAGAGAGCCGAGGCGCCGUGGGGGGGCACACCCAGCACUGAGCGGAAACGCCGCCUGGGCGCCCAGCAGCGGCUGGUGGCAGAGCUGAUUGCCUUGGAGCAGGAGUAUCUAGGCUGCCUGGCUGAAUUGCUGCCCCUGGAGUUGGGGUGCCAGGAGCUACCCCCCGAGCUGAAACGCGAGUGCGGUGCCUUGGAGGGCACCCGUGACCGGCUGCUGGGCUUCCACCGCACCUACUUCCUGAAGGAGCUGCAGGGCUGCGCCAGCCACCCUCUCCGUGCAGGGGGCUGCUUCCUGCGAUAUGCGGACCAGUUCAGUCUCUAUGCCCUCUACGUGAAGAACCGGCAGAAGCUCGAUGCAGCACUGGCCUCUCAGCAAGCUGCCCACAAGACAGUACACAGCAGCCUAGAAGGUCCCUGGGAGGACACAGCACUGGCAAGUGCCCUGCAGAGGCCCCUGGAGCAGCUGGAGCGCUAUGGGCGCUUUCUGGAGGAGCUGCUGCAGGAGACGGACCUGGAGCAGGCGCCGGAGCGCGAGGCCUUGCGGGCAGCGCAGCAGCUGCUGGAGUCCCAGGUGCAGCAUGGCAGGAACCUGCUGGCCAUGGAGCAGAUCCGGGGCUGUGAGCUGGAGUUGAAGGCGCAGGGGCAGCUGCUGCACCGGGACGAGUUCACCGUGCUGCGUGGGCGCCGCAAGUGCCAUCGGCAUGUCUUCCUCUUCGAGCAGCUGCUGCUCUUCAGCAAGCGCAAGGGCACCGAGGGUGGCUUGGACGUCUAUGUCUACAAGCAGGCCUACAAGACAGCAGAUAUGGGGCUGACGGAGAACAUCGGGGAGAGCGGGCUGCGAUUUGAGCUCUGGUUCCGGCGUCGCAAGCUCCGUGAGGCCUACACGCUGCAGGCCUCCUCACCCGAGGUGAAGCACAAGUGGACCAGUGCCGUGGCCCAGCUGCUGUGGAGGCAGGCCACGCUCAGCAAGGAACUGCGCACGCAGGAGAUGGUCUCCAUGGGCAUCGGGGACAAGCCCUUUGUCAGCGUCCAGGGCCCCGGCCAGGCUCUGCUGAGCAGCCUGCUCACAGGCAGAGCCGCCCGCACCCGUGCCUCGGUGGCUCUCUCUUCCUUCAGCCCCUGGGCCGGGGCCCCAUGCUCCCCGCCAGCUGCCACGUCGUCUCCCCGCCCUGGCCCUGCCCCUGCCCCCCUGGGCCUGUUCUGCGAUGCCAGCCCUGUGCCCCCUGCGGCAGGGCGCUCCCCUGGGGCCUGCUCGUUGCCAGGGCACCUGGAGGAGGAGGAGUGGGAGCUGGACGUCAAGCACAUCCCCCGCGCGUCCGAGACAGCCGCUGGCUCAGGAGCUGCCCUGGCUCUGGGGGAGCCGUCCCCCAGGGGGGCAGAGUCGCCGGGGGGCUCUGCCCCAGUGCAGCGCCGGCCGAGAGACGGCCACGCCCCCCCCGACCUGGCGACCCCGCUCUGACCCUGGCACCGAGAGCUGGGUCUGGAGCCUGCACAGGAAGCUGUUUGCCUCGCGUGGCCGCGUGGGGCAGGAUCGGAGCCCUGGGGCCGCCAGGAAUAGGACAGUCUGAGCCCCUGGCAGACCCCUGGCACCGCACCCCACAGACUUAUCCCCACGGAUCCUCCCCUCCCCACCCACUGCAUGGAGCCACCAGAUGACCCCCAGCCACUGCCCCACGGGUCCUCCCCUCACCCUUCAUGGGACUACUAGGGCCCUGUAGCUACCAUGCGAGCUGGGGAAUGGGUAUCAGUGGAGGGCUCAGUGCCCCAUGGCCUGGGAGGGGAAGGACAGUGAUGGUGUGGGCAGGAAACCCAUCUGGCCUGGGCGUCAGAGCAGUGGGGCUGGCAUGCACCCUGGGUCUGGCCUGGGACUGCCCCAGCACCUGAAUAGCAUGAGGACCCCGAGUGUGCCCUGCACACUCACCAAGCCCUACGCGCACGUGCAGAGCAGAGCCCCCAUGAGGAUUGGCACAUACAUGCAUACUGAUCCUUGUCUCACCCAGCUGUGCCUCCACGUGCAACGACCCCUUCACGUGCACACGCCCACUCACACACUGAUCCCUGUCUCACCCAGCCGUGCCUCCACGUGCAACGACCCCUUCACGUGCACACGCAAACACACACACACAGAUCCCUGUCUCACCCAGCUGUGCCUCCACGUGCAAUGACCCCUUCAUGUGCACAUGCCCACUCACACACUGAUCCCUGUCUCACCUACACUUGACUCCAUGUGCAAUGGUCCCUUCAUGUGCCCACGCCCACACUGAUCCCUGUCUCACCCAGCCGUGCCUCCAUGUGCAACAACCCCUUCACAUGCCCAUGCACACACUGAUUCCUGUCACCCAGCCAUGCCUGCCUAUGUAAUGACCUCUCCAUACAACCACACUGAUCCCUGUCUCCACACUGGCCCACGGAUACCCCCUCUCCUCGUCCAACGACCCCAUCACGUGCACAUGCCCAUGCACACACUGAUCCGUGUCUCACCCAACCAUGCCUGCCCAUGUAAUGACCUCUCCAUACAACCACACUGAUCCCUGUCUCACCCAGCUGUACCUGUACAUGUAAUGACUCAUCCACACGCACAUGCGCAUCCACUGCAUGGAGCAGUGUGCUGAGAUCCCUGUGUCACUCAGACAUGUCUGCCCAUGGAAUGAUUCUGGCACAUGUGCACAUGCACACACAUGGGCCCCUUUUGCACCCACAGGCCAGCCUGCACAUGUCCAUUUGUGCUUCUGGGUCAACCCACACCCGUGCACACCCCUGUGUGUGUGCCUGUUCCACUCCCCUCCCGGAGUAGCUGCAGCCACCAGGGUUACUGCAAGGCAGCCACAAAGGCACUGGGUGGCCCAGCCCCAUCAGCCGGGGGCAGGAACAUCAUGGGAAGUCUUUGUGUGGCAGACUGGAGCAUCAUAGGACAUUCCCUCCUGGGGAGAUUGGAGAACUGUGGGAAAUUCAGUGGCUGGUGGACUGGAGCAUUGUGAGACACUGUGCUGGGAACGACUGGAGGAUCAUGGGAAUUUCUGUGCUUGGUGGACUGGAGCAUCCUAGGACAUUCCCUCCUGGGGAUACUGGAGCAUCAUUGGACAUUCUGUGCUGGGAGACUAGAGCAUUGUGGGAAAUUCUCUGCCUGACAGACUGGAGCAUCAUGAAGAUUCAGCGCUUUGGGCUGGAGCUUUAUACAAGUACUAAGGAGUGUAUAAUAUACAAUAUAUUUACUGAGGGAGCUGGGCCGGCAGGAGUGGGGGUGCAGCUGCCAGGGAAGCAGGAGCCUGUGGGGCCUGGCCUAGGAGUGAGUGGUGGACUGGAAGGCUGUUGCCUCAUGCCCUCAGGACCUGGCACUGACUGUGGGGAGUAGGGGCUGGGGUGGCUGCAUUUGGAGCCAGGAAGCCGGUCACUGUACAGACUCCUGGCCAUUUAUAUUCUGCAUAUUAAUAAAGCUGUGCCGGCAGCUGUCUCUGUCUCUGUUCCCGUGCUGUGGCCAGUCCCACUGCAGGACCCAGCUGUGUGCCAGCAUCUCCCACGCUUGGUUUGUCCAAGCGCCCAGCCUCCACUGAGAACGGGGCCUGGAGAAAUCCCA
Messenger RNA from Mauremys mutica (yellowpond turtle), 8275 nucleotides. It is a transcript of the gene ARHGEF40, whose product is annotated as Rho guanine nucleotide exchange factor 40. Lineage: Eukaryota; Metazoa; Chordata; Testudines; Geoemydidae. The record is from RefSeq and is a predicted model, not a curated record. Gene Ontology annotation, molecular function: guanyl-nucleotide exchange factor activity. The coding region runs from base 152 to 6160 and encodes 2002 amino acids. The transcript is spliced from 23 exons.